Messenger RNA from Chaetomium globosum CBS 148.51, 1185 nucleotides. RefSeq lists its product as uncharacterized. The record is from RefSeq and is a predicted model, not a curated record. The transcript has 3 exons. Bases 1 to 1185 code for a protein of 394 amino acids. Lineage: Eukaryota; Fungi; Ascomycota; Sordariomycetes; Sordariales; Chaetomiaceae.
AUGCUCGACGAAAACCUGCCCACCUUUCGGUUGAAGCCAUCCUCCGAUAACCCGCAUUCGAGUCUCCUCUAUUUCACCCAGAACGGUUCCGAACCAGCGGCCGAGUACCUGUUACGGCGGGCAGACCCGGCGCUGCCCGCUUCGCGUAGCAAGUACGGGAUUGCAAUAUGCGACCCUUAUAACACCGACGUCAUCUACGGAGAGGUGACGGUUGAACCCGAGUGGUCACAGCCGACCCUCUCUGCUGCCGAGAUCCGCGCACAAGCCCAGGCCGGCGCGCCCCCAGCGCCGGCUGUGGCGCUUGUCCCAGACAGCUUUACGGUUCAGCUGUACAACCCCGACCAGUCGGUAGCCGUCAAGAUGGUGACUGGGUCAUGGGGCAAGAGCGAUACCUGGGAGUUUGAGCUGCCCGUCCAGACCUUUCGCAAGCCCACGCUCAGUGCGCUGGAUCGCGAGCAGCAGGACACCUCCCCUGCGGCUGCCGAUCUGAUCCCGCGCGUCAUGUUUCGGUGGAAGAAGGACGGUCUGCUGAGCAAGGAUAUGACAUGCUACAUGACGGGACAGCGCCUCGGCACGCGCAAGAGCAAGGAGCCCGAUAUCACCAUCGGCCUGUUCAAGGCCGCCCGUGAGAGCAUUUUGACAGUCUACCAGCCGAACCUACAUCGGUGUCGAGGUCGAAGAUCGCAAAGGCCUCGAACUGGUUCUCCUGGCGGGGGAAGUCCGGCACCGAUCGCGGCGAAGAGGAAGAACUCCCGCCCGGCUGUCAACCUCUCCCCGGUAGGCCCAGCCGUGAUGUCCGGCGCCCUGGCCAACAUCACCCCUGCACAACCCGCACCCUCACAACCCGCACCGGCGCAACAAAGCACCAACACCACCAAGCCCGCCGUGAACCCGGAAAUCGACGCCGAAACCCGCCGCCUGCAAGCCCUGGUCGAGCGUGAGCAACGCGAGCGCGAAAAGGCGGAGCGCGCCGAGCAGAAGCGCAUCAAGAAGAUGAUCGAAGACGAAGAAAAAGAACGCCGCCGCCGCGAGGCCGAGAUCGCCAAGGAGACAGAGCGCCUUCGCAAAAUGGGGCCGCUGGUGGGCUGCAGCAGUUGCAGAACCCAAGGGCAGAGGCCGUCGGGCCGGAGGAAGUCUGAGGAUGAGAAGGCGAAGGUGCGGAAGAAGAGGAGUUCGCAUUGGUAG